This is a messenger RNA of Pseudophryne corroboree (corroboree frog), 2044 nucleotides long. Its product is annotated as scyllo-inositol 2-dehydrogenase (NADP(+)) IolW-like. The coding region runs from base 453 to 1688 and encodes 411 amino acids. The record is from RefSeq and is a predicted model, not a curated record. Gene Ontology annotation, molecular function: nucleotide binding. The transcript has 15 exons. Lineage: Eukaryota; Metazoa; Chordata; Amphibia; Anura; Myobatrachidae.
UGAAACAACUGUACCAAAAGCCGAGAAUUAAAUACGAACUACGGCGGGGCGGGAUUUGGCGCAUUUGCGCUCUGCUACUGGUCGGACACGCGCUGGAUCACGGUUUUGGUUUGCGCUUUCAACUGUCUGUUAUGGGACAUUAAGCCGGCCCCGUACGGUUGCCAGGGCUCCCUUGCCGUGAUUGGCUGCGGGCGGGUGAAGUUACCCGCCCAGUAUGCUAAUGACAGCUCUUCAGUUGAGCAGAUGCUCCCCGGACGCUAUUGGCUGGCAGGGAGGCUCGCUGAGUGGCACAGACCUGGCCCCCUUUGUUAUACGGAUGAUUGUUACUGGAAUCUGAGAAUAAAGAAAGCUCAUAUGGGAUAAGCGACCACAUUGACUUUGAUGCACAAAGGCCUGACGAAGGUGACGUGAGAUGUGUAACAGUGCUGGUUGUGGGCGCUGGGAGUCGAGGAAUGGGCUACACUUAUUUUGCCACAAAUUUUCCCAAAGCGAUGAAGAUUGUUGGGGUUGCUGAUCCUCAAUCUUGCAAUAAAGAAAAACUUAAGUUGCAUCAUGAUAUAGAAGAAGACAAAUGUUUUGAUGAUUGGAGAGAAGCUGCUGAGCAGGAAAAAUUUGCAGACGCCGUGAUAAUCGCAACCCCGGACAGACUGCAUAAGGACCCUGCAAUAGCUUUUGCAAGGAAGGGCUAUCAUAUUCUGCUGGAAAAACCCAUGGCUGUGACAGAAGAAGACUGUAGUGAAAUUAUCCGUGCUUGUAAAGAGAGUGGCAUUAUACUGGCGGUGGGACAUGUCUUGCGUUAUCAUCCUGCUUCAAAGCUAGUGAAGGAACUGUUGGAUUCUGGCGUUAUUGGAGAUAUUGUGCACAUUCAACACAUGGAGCCUGUUGGGCAUUGGCACUUUGCUCACUCGUUUGUGCGAGGGAACUGGAGGAAUGAGGAGGAGAGCACGUUCUCCCUGCUGGCAAAGUCCUGCCAUGACAUUGACCUGAUCUGUUACUGGAUGGGGAAGCAGAGAUGUGUCAAGGUGUCAUCAUUCGGAACACUGUCCCACUUUACUAAGGAGAACAAGCCCAAAGAUGCCAGCAGCCGCUGCUUAGACUGCGCUGUGGAGGAAGCCUGUCCGUAUUCAGCGCAGAAGGUAUAUCUGAGGAACGCUCAUCAGGGAAAUUUCGGCUGGCCGACAUCUGUUGUAUGUAGCAAUGGGGUAUAUGAUAUUGAAUCCCUGACUGAAGCUUUAAGGACGGGUCCUUAUGGAAGAUGCGUCUAUGAGUGCGACAAUGAUGUGGUCACCAACCAGGUUGUGAAUAUGGAGUUUGAAGGGGGACAGACAGCUGCAUUUACAAUGAUUGCGUUUACACAUGCCCUUGGUGUAAGAAGUACCACCAUUUAUGGGUCUAAGGGAGAAUUGCGCUGUCGCGGAGGUGGUCCUAUUGAAGUUUAUGAGUUUGCUACAAGAAAAGAAACCUCUCAUCCAGCAAAGAAAAAAGCAUUUAUCCCACCACAGCUGGGUGGUCACAGCGGUGCGGACUACUACCUCAUCAGCAGUUUCAUUUCUGCAGUUGCGAAUAAUGAUCCAUCACUGGUGAAGACUGGCCCAGAUGAGACUCUGCGAAGUCACCUGCUGGUGUUCCAGGCUGAGAAAUCCAGGAGAGAUGGCUCGGUGGUGCACAUCGGCAGCGAUGGACAAUAAGUGCCUGAAACAUUUCAUUUUCUACCAGACGUGUCCUUUUAAACACGGGAAAUUUUCUGUACUUUGCACGUCAAUGAUUUUAGUGAUUAUUUUAUUUUUAUUUUUAAAUCCUGUCUGUGGACUUUAGACUGGAUUCAUAUAUUAAUAUGACCAUUUAGAAGGAAUAAUAAAUGUGAAAUGCAUGUUUUAUAUAGCUAUCACUUCACCAUCAAGACUUUCGCUCUUAUCGGGGUUCCUGUCGUGGCAAGAGAGCUUUGAUAAAUACGCUUGAAAUACAUUCCUGUCUCUCACCGCAAAUAGGAUAGUCUCUGUGUCAUCUCUAAAUUAAUAAAUAAGCCCCUUUCAGGAAACCGAAA